AUGAAUAAUAGUUCAACACAGCAGCAGCAACAACAACAACAACAACAACAACAACAACGAACUUAUUUGAGGACUUCAUAUUAUUGUAAUACUGAUGAAUCAUCGAUUACAAAUCGAACAAAUACUCAUAUAGUAUCAAUAAACGAUAAAAAUGAAUCAUUUGUUCAUUUUAACACAAUACGCACUGAUGAAGUUAACGUUACUGGUACGGACUAUCAAAAUACUAAUUCUAUCGAUUCAUAUAGUGAUGAAAUGUUGUCAUCAUCAUUACCUUAUCAAACAUCAAAUACACAUUGGAAUCCAGUCAUUAGUGCAUCAACAAGAACACCGAUUAUAAUUAAUUCAUCACAACAAAAUUCUAUUACUACAAAUACAUCAUCAUCAUCAUCAUCAUCAUCACCUUCAACGUCAGGUUGUUGGGAUUGGUUACUUUAUUCACCCGAUAUUUAUUCUCAUUUAUAUAUACCUUCAUCGUCUUUCUUUCAACACCAACAAGAAGAAGAUGAUGAUCUUGAUCUAUUGGCGAGAUUACCAACAUGGUUACUCGUUUUACUUUAUCCAUCUAUGAAACAAAAUCAUACAAUGGACGAUGAGAAUGAUAAUGAUCAAGAGAUUACUUCUCUUAAUAAUACUAAUAAUAAUAAUUAUCAUGACGAGGCAUUAUUAUCGAUGAAUAUCGAUAAACAAGUUAAUCAAGUCUCGUCAAAUUUAUCCUUAUCGUCCGAAAAUACUCUUAAUUGUCAAAAUAUAGAACAAAAUCGUUCAUCAACACCUGAUACAGAUGAUGGUUAUCAAUCAGCUAGUGAUGCUAGUCGUAGUGAUUGUUCACAACAAUCAUCUUUACAAUAUGAUCAUCAUAAUAGUAAAGAUGAUAUUACAAAUAAUACGUCAUCAACACUUAUACCAAAACGUAUAUCUUAUGCAGCUGCUGUAAAACCCAUAGCAUCAUCAAUAAAUAAUAAUAAUAAUAAUAAAAUAAGUUCGUUAUCAACAUCAAUUCUUAAAACAAAAAAUAAUUCUUCAUCAUUAACAAUAAAUGAUGUGUUAAAUAAUAAUAAUAAUAAUAAUGGUCAGAAAUUAAAAUUUGUUGCACCACGUUUUGAACGAAUGCAUCAUGCUAAACAAUAUUCAUCUUCAACAACAACAAUUAAAGAUUCAUCAUCAUUGACAAAUCGAGCACAAAUUCGUUCGAAUAAUAAUAACAAUAAUCAACGUAAUCAUAUUAAUAAUUCAACAAGACGUCGUUAA
This is a messenger RNA of Rotaria sp. Silwood2, 1248 nucleotides long. The record is from the annotation of a GenBank genome assembly. NCBI's taxonomy places the organism in Eukaryota, Metazoa, Rotifera, Eurotatoria, Philodinida, Philodinidae.